UCGCACCGGUUCAAAAAGCUGUCAACAGCAUGUAUGUACGUGUUAUCGUUGACACAAUGAAGGGGUGGAAAGUUUGAUGUUGAUGCUAUGCCGGAUAAGGAAAGCGGAUGAUCCUAAUUAUCUUUUUUUUUUUUUUUGCCACCUGGCUAUUUUCUGACCUUGUGUGCGUAUUUUAUGCCUUCUAACGGACCUUCUGAGUUUUUAUCUACCUUCUUUUCUUCUGUAUCUCUUCACUUUCCGGUAUGACCACUUCUUCCUGGGAUAAAAUGACGGGCAAGUUUCGAUGGUACUCGCCUUCCAGUUCGUCCAUCACCCUCGGCGAUGAACAAGAACCACUUUUACAGAAUGGAUAUCAAGGCUAUUCCAACGAAUCUUCUCCUGUCGGUCGUUACGAGAGUGUCAUCGUUCGUCUUCGUGCUUUGCGCAAUCGUCACCGGGAAUUCUUGGCCGAGUAUAUGGGCACCUUGGUCCUCAUCCUAUUAUCCUGCGGCAUUUCCGCUGAACAGAUCCUCAAUAUUGGCCCUUAUAAGUCUUGGUUAACCUCAUCCCUUGGCAAUGGUCUCGCUGUCCUUGUCGCAAUUUGUGUUGCAGGACAUGUUUCCGGAGCACACAUCAAUCCUGCUGUCACCCUGACAUUUUGGGCCUUUAGUGGAUUCCCCAGUCGAAAAGUACCCACCUACAUCCUUGCCCAAAUCUUGGGCGCUUUCACCGGCGCCGCUUUGCUGUAUUCGGUUAUUCAGCCGGCCAUUAACGAAUUUGACGGAGGUGUGCGUCAGAUUCUCGGCGACAAAGGUACCGCCAAUAUUUUCGCAACCUAUCCGCCGUUGUACGUCGGUACAGCCGCGGCCGUCGCUUCCGAAAUCGUCGGCACGGCCCUGCUCCUGCUUGUUGUCAUGGUAUCAGGUCAUCCCAACAAUUUACCUUUUCGCACCGCUCAAGGUGUGAUGAUCGCAGCCGGUAUCAUGGCUAUCAGUCUCGCUUUAGGUUACACUUCCGGCUUUUCUCUCAACCCGGCGCGUGAUUUCGGUCCACGUCUCUUCACUGCCCUCGCAGGAUGGGGCACCGGCGUAUUCUCUAUUCGCGACUAUUAUGCUUUUGUCCCCAUGUUUGCACCAUUGGUGGGCGGUCUCAUUGGUGGUUUGACAUACACAAUCUUUAUCGAUCAAUAAGUCUUUUCCUUUUACUACCACCCUUAUUCCCACUUUGUAGUUUUUUACUAGAUCUUUCUUUUCAAUUGCACUUGCUCAUCCAUUCCUUUUUUCACCAAGUUCUUCCUCUUCCUUUCCUCGUCUGU
Molecule: messenger RNA, 1294 nt
Organism: Radiomyces spectabilis
Lineage: Eukaryota; Fungi; Mucoromycota; Mucoromycetes; Mucorales; Radiomycetaceae
Product: aquaporin-like protein
Exons: 3
Coding region: 243-1169 (308 amino acids)
Biological process (GO): water transport; glycerol transmembrane transport
Cellular component (GO): plasma membrane
Molecular function (GO): water channel activity; glycerol channel activity
Source: RefSeq, a predicted model, not a curated record